AUGCCCCUCAACCCAACCCACCACCGCACCGAUUCCCACCCCUCCUACCCCCGCGCCUCAAUCCUCCCAACCUCAACCUCGUCCACACACCUCCACCAAAGCCAAUACCAAACCCAAAAUCAAAAUGCAAACCCCAACCCCAACCCGUCAAGCUCAGCAAGCGGCUCCGCCUCAAUGUCCGCCGCCAAAAGCCGACAAUACGCACACCUGCACACGCAACUGGCAAAGUUAAACGCCAACCUGGCGGAUACGGAGAAUCUGUUGCGCAUGACGGCGGUGCAGGCCGGGGAUAUACGGUUUUUGGGUGGGUAUAUGGGGGCGUUGUUUAUGGGGAGCGCGAAGGUUCUUGGGGAGGAGGGAGUUAAGGGGUUUGGUGAUGGUGCUACUGCUGCUGCGGCUGGUGGUGGGGUGAAGGAGGAGGAGAGUGAGGAAGAUUGA
Molecule: messenger RNA, 438 nt
Organism: Penicillium daleae
Lineage: Eukaryota; Fungi; Ascomycota; Eurotiomycetes; Eurotiales; Aspergillaceae
Product: DASH complex subunit HSK3 family protein
Exons: 1
Coding region: 1-438 (145 amino acids)
Biological process (GO): attachment of spindle microtubules to kinetochore
Cellular component (GO): DASH complex
Source: RefSeq, a predicted model, not a curated record